This is a messenger RNA of Phoenix dactylifera (date palm), 1266 nucleotides long. RefSeq lists its product as uncharacterized. The record is from RefSeq and is a predicted model, not a curated record. Gene Ontology annotation, molecular function: RNA-DNA hybrid ribonuclease activity; nucleic acid binding. Lineage: Eukaryota; Viridiplantae; Streptophyta; Magnoliopsida; Arecales; Arecaceae.
AUGACGCCGCCAAGGACAGUGAAGGAAGUGCAGCGGCUUACGGGCCGGGUCGCAGCCCUCGAAAGAUUCGUCUUCCGAUCGGUCGAGCGCUGCCUCCCGUUCUUUGCGGCUCUCAAGAAGCCAAAAGACUUUCUAUGGUCGGCCCAAUGUCAGCAGGCUUUUGAGGAGCUCAAGCGUCUUCUUGCCUCUCCUCCGCUACUCACGAAGCCUCAACAGGGCGAGCUCCUCUACUUGUAUUUAGCCGUCUCUCCUAUAGCUGUGAGCUCGGUCCUGGUCUGGGAGGAGAGCAAGCUCCAAAAGCCGGUAUAUUACACAAGUCGGGUCUUGAGGGAUGCUGAGACCCGAUACACCAAGCUCGAGAAGACAGCCUACGCCUUGGUCGUUUCAGCCCGGAGGCUCCGACCCUAUUUUCAAGUUCACACUGUGGCCGUACUGACCGACCAACCGGUGAAGCAGAUCCUGCAGCGAUCAGAUCGUGCCGGUCGGGUUACCAAAUGGGCCAUCGAGCUUGGGGAGUUCGACCUCGAGUAUCGACCCAGGCCGGCGAUCAAGGCACAGGCACUCGCCGACUUCAUAGUCGAGUGCACCGUGCCGGACGAGCCUGAGCCCGAGCUAGCGCCGGCGGAGCAGAUUCCGAACUCGACAUGGACCCUGCAUGUUGAUGCAGAGUACGAAGCACUUGUCGCCGGGCUCAAGUUGGCCAAGGAGCUAAGAGUGAAGGACCUAAGGGCCUUCAGCGACUCCCAGUUGGUCGUGAACCAGAUCUUGGGUGAUUUCGAAGCCAAAGAGCCCACGAUGCAAGAAUAUCUUCGGAAAGUGCGGGAUCUCACCUCGACUCUGAACUCCUUCCACAUCCAACACAUCGCCAGAACGGAGAACCUCAGAGCAGAUCAACUAUCAAAGCUGGCGUCUUUCCGCAUGAGCGAGCUUCCGAAGGCAGCAGCGCUGGAGUAUCUUCAAAAAUCCAGCACAGAGGAGCCCGAGCCGGCCCUUUGCAUCGAAGUUGAGCCGAGCUGGAUGGAUGAGCUCGUCAACUACUUGCAGGAUGAAGCCCUCCCCAGCGAUGAGCAUGAGGCCCGCCGGGUGAAGCGCUUGGCUGCCCGGUACAUAUUGCACGAGGGUAAGCUCUAUCGAAGAUCCUUUACCUCUCCCCUCCUCAGGUGCCUUCGCCCGACAGAGGUGGACUAUGCGAUGCGCGAGGUCCACGAGGGGAUCUGCGGGAAUCAUCUGGGGGGACGAGCGUUAGCGCACAAGAUUUUGCGCUAA